AUGUGGAAUAAGGUUAUCCACAGACUCACUAAUUCACUCUUUGUAUUUUCUUUCCUUCUUUCUUUCUUUCUAUCUAUCUCAGCCUAUUCAUAUCUAUCUAUCUAUCUAUCUAUCUAUCUAUCUAUCUAUCUAUCUCAGUCUGUUAAUAUCUCUCUCUAUCUAUCUAUCUAUCUAUCUAUCUAUCUAUCUAUCUAUCUCAGUCUGUUAAUAUCUAUCUAUCUAUCUAUCUAUCUAUCUAUCUCUUUCUCUCAGUCUGUUAAUAUCUAUCUAUCUAUCUAUCUAUCUAUCUAUCUUUCUAUCUCUUUCUCUCAGUCUGUUAAUAUCUAUCUAUCUAUCUAUCUAUCUAUCUAUCUAUCUCUUUCUCUCAGUGUGUUAAUAUCUAUCUCUGUCUAUUCAUAUCAAUCUAUCUCAUUCUGUUCAUAUCUAUCUUUCUACCUAUUUUCUUUUGUUCAUAUCUAUCUAGGUAGCUUGCUAUGCGUCAUUACCCCAGUGUUUUCUUUUUUCUUUUCUUUUUUUUUUUCUUUUUUUUUUUAA
Acanthosepion pharaonis is the source of this 534-nucleotide messenger RNA. The record is from the annotation of a GenBank genome assembly. Lineage: Eukaryota; Metazoa; Mollusca; Cephalopoda; Sepiida; Sepiidae.